Messenger RNA from Chara braunii, 3273 nucleotides. The record is from the annotation of a GenBank genome assembly. Lineage: Eukaryota; Viridiplantae; Streptophyta; Charophyceae; Charales; Characeae.
UGAGGGGGGUUCACAAUGCCGCGAAAACAGACGCGCGAACAUGAGCCCGCGCCCGAACAAGUGCAGCAGGAUUAUACGCGCAAAUCUGUUGUGAACCGUUACAUUGUUGUCGGCCAGAAGGUCGACAACAGGGGGGUUAAUAUGCUACGGUGCACCUUCUGCAAUAAGGUGUUUCAGGGAACCCAAUUCUACGCAACGAAACACUUCACCCAAUAGAAUUAUUGCAAGAAGGUGUCCGAUGAUGCAUUGUACCAGAUUGCGCAGAAAUGCACACACCGCUUCGAGGCCGAUCAGGUAGAGAGGGUGCGGCGGUUCUCACACGAGCGUGGUCUCGAUGUCCCGCGGUCGGGUGCGAUGGGUGGCGAGGCGGAGCGUCCUGCACAGGGCGUGGGCGAGGGAGAGGAUACCGAGCGUUAUGCAGAGGGAGGUGUUGCGAGAUAUGGGGAGGGUGCGGGUGCCGCGGAGGAGGACAAGGCACACGUUGACCUUGAGGUUGGCGUGGUCGAGGAGGAGCGGACACCGAGGGGAGAGGGGGGCGUGCCGAAGUCCGAUCCAAUGGCUCAUCAGAGGGCGGUGGACUGGGAGUGGAGGUGCGGGAAGAAGGCCGUCCCGCCUGAGACGACAACCACGCCGAGUUCCUCGAAGAGUGUUGUUCCUGAUAGAGCAAGCACGCCGGGUUCUUCGAAGAGGAAGGAGGGGGGUGCACAGCUUUCUGGCACCAGUGCAGGGAAGAGGCUGCGGCAACAGAAAAUGACGGACACGUAUGGUGGUGAGUGGAUUGGUGAGUGGAGGAAGGCAUUCUUUCGCUGGGUGUAUUCCAGUGGGAUUGCCUUCAAUGCCUUCCGCAACACGCCAUACCGGGACCUCCAGCAGGUUGCUCUUCGGCAACCUGGUGGAGCACCUCUUCCCGUGCUUCCAUCCCACAGCGAGAUCGCAGACAUGCGAACAGUGGAGAUCCACCGCGAGCAGUUGGCGGAGGAGUUGGAGGAGGUUAGGCAACCAUUAUGGGUGAGUGGCGCCACCCUUCUCUCUGACGGGAGGAAGUCACGAGAUGGGCGACCGAUCGUGAACUUCCUCGCAGCUGGGUCUCGAGGGGUCGUCAUGUACACGACGAUCAACCGAGAGGGGGAGCCGGACGAUGCGGUGCACGUCCUGCAGAGAUGGGUCGCCAUCUUUCAUGAUUUCAGAUUCGGUGGCCCACAGCGGGUCAAUGCUAUAUGCACUGAUUCCGCCUCUGCAUAUGUGGGGGCUGCGAGGGCUUUGGCCUCGCCAUCUAUGCCCCCUGAGCUGAGGAGGAUCACUUGGCUCCCGUGUUGCGUCCAUGUCUGCAACAAGUUGUUGUCAGACAUUGGCACGAUCUGCACCUCUUUCGUGGACACGAUCACGCAUGCCCGAGUUCUGGUGGUGUUUUUCAAAACCCACCAGGCCGCUCUCAACUUCUUUCGGAAGCGGAGCGCAGCGUUGGGCCUCUUGCUUUCAUGCGAGACGCGCUUUGCGUCCGUGUACUCCAUGUUGGAGAGGUUGCUCGCUCUGCAGGAUCGUUGUGGAUACGUCCUCCCUUGGCAGCGAGACAAGGGCAUGCUUGACACGCAGGCGGGAUUGGACGUGGAGCCUAUGCGCUCGGGGAUGAGGAGUGGGAUGACGGAGGAGGAGAUCGAGGAGCAGGCUGCCCUCAUUGCGCGCAAUCCCAUUGGGUGUUCUGCGCCGCCCCCUGUUGAGUCUGUUUUCGGUGCUCGUGCGACUAUCUUCUGCCCAUACCCCAGGGACGAUGACUCUGCGGACGAGAGGGAGUCGGAAACAGCGGACGACCCGAUGCUUCCCAUCCCGCGUGAGAUUGAUGAGUUGCACGAGGGGGGCGACAUGCGUGACGAGAGGACGCACACCGCGCGGAGGGCGGCAGACCAGCGAGAUAUAGAUAUGAUAGGGGGCGAGGAGUCUUGGGGAUCUUUCGGGGGCACGGAGGAGAGAUCACCCACUGCCGCGCGGGAGGAUACGCGUCCUUGCAUGACCUUGCGGGAGGAGACGCCUGCUCCCAUGACUGCGAGUGAGGAGCCGGGUCCUGUCACGACAGUGCGGGAGUGGACGACUAUUUCGUCGACCGCGCAGGAGCAGACGCCUGCUCCCACGACCACGCGAGAGCAGACGAGUAUUCCCGCUACGCAUUUCGGACCCUCGUCCCUGUCGCCUCUUUCGCGUCAUUCUAUCCCAGGAUUCCCAGCAUCCGCUCCGCCCGCUCCCGUUCGGCAUGACGAGCGCUCACCUGCACCGGUUGGGAGGGAGGACUUGGGAUCCUCGUUGCGCAGCCGCGRGCAUGGAUCAUUGUUUAKCGUAGCCCGUCAGCUCGUUUUGGACCCGGGUGCAUCGAGCGACUURGGGGAGAUGGGUGUUCAUAGCGGGSCACCACCGGUGGAGRAGAGGGAGAGACGAGCGGAGGAGCACGGAGCUGCCGGAGCGGGCGGAGUUGAGGGUAUUCGGGGUAUGGAGGAGGAGGUAGCUGGAGUAGUGGGGGGCGUGGUGGAGGUAGAUGAUGGUGCGCACGUCGAGAGAGAGGAGGGCGUGUUGCCAUCGGAGGUUGAGAGAGAGGACGAUGUGGUGAGGAUGCAGGAGGCGACGAUGAGGGAUGAUGAGGGAGAGGAGGCUGUGGCAGGGGUAGACGAGAGCGUGGCUGGGGUAGAUGAUGGUGCUGCCCAGGUUGAGAUGGAGGAGGAUGUGGCCGCUUUGGCAGCAGCAGCACGUGUUGUGCGUGAGCAGACAUCGCGCAGGAGCGGAGUCGCUCGUACGAGUUCCAUGCCUCAGAUGAUGCCUGCCACGGGGGAUGCCGCGUUGGAGGAGUCUUCUGGAGCCGAGGGGUUGGAGAUGCCGCGCGGUUCUCGUCGUGAGAAGACAGUCGCAGAGGUGACUCAAAUGAGUGCUAGGCUUAUUCGAGUGAGGACGGGGGUUGCCCAUGUGACCGUGGUGGAGGACGAUCCCGAGACGGAGCCUGCACGUGAGGAGGCCCCACAGGAGGUUGACGAGUACAGGGACGAUGAGGAGCGUGAGGAGGAGGAGAGCGACAGCGGGGAUGAUGACAGCUACCACGACGACGACGACGAGCCCUCCCCUCCACCGCGGCAUGGUUCUCAUAGACGACGUGGCUCUCGUAGAGGACAUGAUGACGUAGACGACCCGUCCCCUCCAGGGCGGCGGGAGACGAGGAGUCAGAGGAGGUGAGGGUCAUCCGUUGCGACAGCGCCGGGGCGAGGGAGUGUUUCGUCGACACGCGGCACGAGUGGG